Molecule: messenger RNA, 348 nt
Organism: Penicillium canescens
Lineage: Eukaryota; Fungi; Ascomycota; Eurotiomycetes; Eurotiales; Aspergillaceae
Exons: 2
Coding region: 1-348 (115 amino acids)
Source: RefSeq, a predicted model, not a curated record
AUGGCUACUCGAGCUCUGCGUGCACGCUCCUAUGAGUUCCGCAGCUCCACUAUCACCAAGUCAGACACUAUUAAAGUCCCUGAUGACUUGAAAGACUUUCAAGUUUAUCCAGUCAUCUUGACUGUAGCCGAGUCUGGAUCUACUAGUGCAACCGGAACGGCGACUGGAACUGCGACUGAUACUACUGGUUCUUCGACUAAGUCGACCAGUCAGGGCGCGUCAAACUCCCAGGAUACUAGUACUAAUGCUACUGCUACUGUUACGAAGUCAGGCAAUAUUACAGUCAAAACAACUGCACCGGUGUUGGUUCUGUGUGGUAUUCUUGCGGGUGCUGUGCUUCUAAAUUAA